CCCGAGGCAGCAGGAGAAGCGGCGGCGGCGGAGAAGCGAAAUUGACAAGCGGAGACGGAGGAGCGACGCUGCUGCUGCUGCCGCCGCCGCAUCUCUCGGAAAAGAAAAGUUCCUCGCCCGCUCCGCUUGUCCCUAGGAUUUUAUUUUUUUUAAAAAGCCAGUUUUGAGGGAAGCGGGGGAGGAAAAAAAUAAAAUAAAAUUCCGAAGCAUUGUCCGGCAGCUUGCGCGGGCAGGAGCUGCGCGCGGGCGCAACUUCAGGAUCGGGGCCGCCGCGCUGCGCGCAAAAGAAGAAACUGCUGCUUUUUUGCACUGGAGGGAGAAGCGCAAGGAACAGCCUCGAGCCCCCUAGGCGGAAUUUGCUUCAAAGAAAAGAAAAGGGGAAAAAGAGAGAAAACCAUCAAUUUCUUCUCCAGGAUUCCGAAGGAGAAUUAAAAGCGAUUUUCGAGCAGAUCUGUCAGGAUUUGAAUGCCUGCUAGCAGCUGCCGCCUCACUGGAAGAAGUUUUCUCUCUGAUUAUGGGCACCCUUUUCGGAGUCGUUAUAACCCUGUGUGCUUUCCAUCCUCUGGCGACUGAAGACCGGAGAUUCCUUCCCUUCUCUCUGCUGGGCUUCUGCCAAAUCGAGGCAUUGUGAUCUUCUUUCUCCAGCGAAGAAGGCAGACCGCUUCUUUUGGGAAGACCCACGGGGAGGAAAAUGGAGAGAGGCGACUGCAAUUUCUCCUCCCGGCACUGAUUCUUACUAGUGGGGAUUUUGGGAUUCCCUCCUGCCGCUUUUGGAAGAACGGAAGAAAACCUUCGUUUACAGUUGCCUGCUCGGACUUGUGGGGCGAGGAGUGGGGGGAGAAGCUGCCAAAGACGCCCCUACUUUCAUUCCUUAUUCUUCUCCCUAACCCCCCCCCUUUGCAAAGCAUGCAGUUGUUUGCUGUUCUGCUGGAAAGUAGAUUUAUAACCCCACUUUUUUCAUCCUCUUCCUCCUCUCUACCUGCUUCCUCCUUCUCUUCCUCCUUCACGGCUGGUCCUUUCCACCUUCUCCUCCUUCCCAAACCUCAGCCGCUCAGCCCCUGCCCUUCUCUAUUCCUCUUCCCUCCUCCUCCUCCUUUCCUUCCUUCUCUCCCUCCUUUCUCCUCCUCUUGCCACGCGUCCCCCAGCCUUCCUGCCCAUCUCAUCCUUUCCUUCUCUCCCUAGCCGUCAUUCUCUUGCUGCCCCUUCUUGACCUCCCAGCCUCUGCAGCCAGCCCCAUAGCUCCUCCAACCAACCCCUCCUCUGCUAGAUCUCUCUCUAACCCCCCUGCAAUUCUCACCCCCUUACUCCCCUCCUUUCCUGCCCCUUCCUUACGACCCUUCUCCCAAGAUGGCUCUGGUGGUGACCCCCUGGCAGGAAGAUCUUCCAGGCGUUCCUCCAGGGGUCCCGCCGCAGCUGCCAGCCCCAGCCCCCCAGGAGCCCAGCGGGGGCAGCAGCGGGGAGGGCAAGGCGUCGGCCUCGGCCGUGGACUGUCUGGUGUGCGGGGACAAGGCCAGCGGGAAGCACUACGGCCAGUUCACCUGCGAGGGCUGCAAGAGCUUCUUCAAGCGCUCCGUUCGCCGCAACCUCAGCUACACCUGCCGUGCCAGCCGCCAGUGCCCCGUCGACCAACACCACCGCAACCAGUGCCAGCACUGCCGCCUCACCAAGUGCCUCAAGGUUGGCAUGCGCCGUGAAGCCGUGCAACGGGGGCGCAUGGCUCCCGCGCAGCCCAGCCCGGGCCAGUACCCCUUCACCAACGGAGACCCCUACAAUUGCCACUCCUACUUGACGGGCUUCAUCUCCCUCCUCCUCCGGGCAGAGCCCUACCCCACUUCCCGCUAUGGGGCCCAGUGCCUGCAGCCCAACAACAUCAUGGGCAUCGAGAACAUCUGCGAGCUGGCCGCCCGCCUCCUCUUCAGCGCCAUCGAGUGGGCCAAGAACAUCCCCUUCUUCCCGGACUUCCAGUUGGCCGACCAGGUCUGCCUUCUGCGCAUGACCUGGAGUGAGCUCUUCGUCCUCAACGCCGCCCAGUGCUCCAUGCCUCUCCACGUGGCUCCCCUCCUGGCCGCCGCCGGCCUCCACGCCUCGCCCAUGUCCGCCGACCGCGUGGUGGCCUUCAUGGACCACAUCCGCGUCUUCCAGGAGCAGGUGGAGAAGCUGAAGGCUCUGCACGUCGACUCGGCCGAGUACUCCUGCCUGAAGGCCAUCGUCCUCUUCACCCCAGAUGCUGUGGGGCUGACGGACUUGUGCCAUGUGGAGAACGUCCAGGAGAAGUCCCAGUGUGCCUUGGAAGAGUACGUCCGGAACCAGUACCCCAACCAGCCCAGCCGAUUUGGGCGCCUCCUUCUCCGCCUCCCCUCUCUGCGCAUUGUCUCCGCCCCUGUCAUCGAGCAACUCUUCUUUGUGCGCCUGGUAGGCAAGACCCCCAUCGAGACGCUGAUUCGAGACAUGCUCCUUUCCGGGUCCAGCUUCAACUGGCCCUACAUCUCCAUGCAGUGAAAGCAGCCGGGGGUUGGAGGCCGUGACUGUUACCUUUGCCCCCAAAACUGGGCGAUGGGGGCCUGGUUGGUGCGCAGACAGCGGUGGGCUGUCGCUCAGGGAGACAGAGCGUCUCACCUGUGCUCCCUCCAAAAUGGCGGCCCUCGAGACAACCAGGAAAUGACAUCAAGGAGGUGGAGCUUGUGGGGGUUUUCCGGUUCCUUCUAAUCCCAAGGGGGCUGGGAGUGACUUUGGAAAAGCCUGCCCUUCCAUAUUUAUAUCGCAGACAAAACAAAAUGGCAGCCGUUUUCUUAAAAUGAGCUUGAUCCUUGGAUGGUUAUUUUUAAAAAUAGGCUUUGUCUACAAGAAUGUCCUUGCCCCUCAAGGAAUUGUACUGGACAUUAUGGAUCAAGAACCUGAGAUCUUUUGUUGUCCCACGUCUAAGAGAUUUCUAUAGCUUCGUUGGUGGGUCUCCCUUGGGCCCACCUUCUCAACUGGUGAAUGUUUUGUUGACAGUGUGUUGGCGACUAGAGGCCAAGGUGAACGGCCCGCCUAGGAGAAGGUUUGCAGUGGAUUGCGAUGCAGACUUGGUGACCCGCAAAAACACGUGUGGCUUGCUGAGCGUCAGUCGUGCAAUGGCACCUCAAACAAUCUUUCACCUUCCCUUUUGCGUUUGUGCAUAAAUGUGUAACGAGGGAGAAAAGGGCUGGGGCAAUUGGGGAAAAAAAAGACUUGCCUCUUCAGACCGAUCAAAAAGAAAAGACUUGCCUCCUCCUUUCUUUUCUUUUUAUAACAAGGACUUUCUUCUUCAGGCCAAUAUGUGUGAAAGUGUCCUUUACAAUACUGCAAAAAGCCCACAUAUCUUCCAAGACUCCUUCCCCGUGGGCCUUUACAGCCUAGGGAACUGUCUACAAUCUAUGAUGUUUGGGAGUGAUGGUGGAUAUCAUACCCUAGACAUGAACUGAAGCGGAAGAGAUACAGAAAAAAACGAACAAACCCAGAAUUGGAGUCGGGGGCAGUUGAUUCCAUUCAUGUGCAAAAAAGAGGAGAUAGACAGGCGAGAGACUUCUUCUUUUUUAAUCUAAAGGAGGGGCAAAAUGAUUUGGGAUGUCUCUAACCUGGAGGGGGAAACAUGCUAUUUAUAAAAUAAAAUAAACUCAGAUUAUAUCCUA
Molecule: messenger RNA, 3650 nt
Organism: Podarcis muralis (Common wall lizard)
Lineage: Eukaryota; Metazoa; Chordata; Lepidosauria; Squamata; Lacertidae
Product: COUP transcription factor 2-like
Biological process (GO): regulation of DNA-templated transcription
Molecular function (GO): zinc ion binding; DNA-binding transcription factor activity; sequence-specific DNA binding
Source: RefSeq, a predicted model, not a curated record